UAUGUGAUGUUUAUUUUGGGCCAUGCCUUGGCUCCCUUGGCCCCCGAGAAGGACGAUAUUUAUACCGCACCCAAUGGUAUGGAAGGGGAGGCGUCUCUGGGGAGGAAACCAUUGGUAUGAUUUGGGUUGGGGGACAGAGUGGCGGGGACACAAAAAACAAGCCCACUUCACUGAGGAGAAACGAGAAUUUCUUUCUUUCUUUCUUCCUUUUCUUUCUUCGCUUUCUUGUUUAGCAGAGUCCUCUCAUGGCUCAGUUGCCUCAUUCUCCUCCUCCUGCGAUAGACCAUCCACCCGCCAACAAUGUGAAAGUCAAAGUCUAUUACACGUUUAAAGGCAAUGCCACCACUUGCUUGUGUACCUUUGAAACCUCCUUCAAGAACAUCAAAAGCAAAAAGCUCCUUCAGAUUCCCUUGAAACGCUGUCUUCUAGCGGUAUGUUCGUCAUGCCCUGAUAUGCUAUCUGGCCCUCAUGAGGACUGUGCUGUGUAUACCGCUUCGUUCGAAGAAUCCGAACUGUCAACGAAAUACAACCAUUCCGUCACUUCCAAUCGUGGAUCUCCCGUCGAUAAGGUCAUUUGGGAAGGCCAUGGCUUGAUGUCUUGGAUAUUAGAUGACACGUCGCAACAUGAACUUUACGCCACAGGAAAAGUCGGCCCACCUUCUGGAGCUUACGAACAUACCGUCGAAGUGAUUCUUCAGUUACAACCCACUAUCAAGAUGUCAAAGUCGGCUUUUUACGAUAAUUUGUCCAGAGAAUCAAAACCCUCCGUCAACUCGUCCCCUCCUUCCAAUCCGCGCUUGACCGCUCCCAUCCCUAUUCAUCCACAACACUACACUCAACGAAAACGGAGUGACGACCAAAAUUUGGUUAGACGCUACUAUGAACAUCGGGAACAACCACCCCCUGUGUCUUUACCAUCUUUGACUCAAUCCCUACCACCUUACCCGUCCCAUCAUGACAACCAUCAUCCUAGUAGUCAACAGGAACAAAAGAUGGCUCGGAUGGAACGUAACCAACGCCUACAAAGCGAGCAUUACUAUGAUAACCCUGAAUCGCAACAUCGGCGCCAUCGCAUUUCUCCACCUACCACCUAUCAAACAAGACCUCCAUCGCAUCAACCGCGUGAUCGAUACCCUUAUCCACCCUAUCCACCUCAAGGGGAAGGUUCAGCGCAGUAUGAUAGGUUGGCUUGGAGAGACGAAGGGCCGUGGUUACGCAUCACCGACUCACAACAACCACCUUAUGCCAACCCAUCGAAAUCGAACGAUAUACCAGCGUACGAAGCUAGACAUCCUAUGCCCCCUUCUGCACCGCCGCCGCCCAGGUCACCUUCCACAGCUAGUGCUACCAGUGAUAGAUCAUCGACUGAAUAUCAUCAUCAGCAGCAUGAUCAACCGCAUAUGGAGAAUAACAAUGCUAUGAAACAUCCUCGCUUGAUACGAGCCAGUACUGCGGCACCGGCCUCAGAAUCCAAUUUGUACCCUUAUCGAUUACCUCUUGGCAAAACCAUCCAUCAUACGCGCCGCAAGAAACGGGAUACUAAGCCGCCUAACGCCAAUGAACUACGAACCAUUGUUGAACUGGAAAAGGAUGAUCAUGGAGAUUAUAAGCUACCCGUGGAAGUCGAUUCAUGGACCGUCAUUAGCCUUGGCAAAGUCAUUUGGGAUAAGCCCGCUUUUCAUAAUCAGCGAUACAUUUACCCAGUGGGCUAUGUGGUCAAAAAAUGGUACAGAAGUAUGAUUGACCCUCAUCGUGAUACACAAUACAUAUGCUCUAUUUUAGAUGGAGGCAAUGAGCCAUUGUUUCGCUUGCAAGCCGACGAUAAUCCAAAAGAAGUAUUCCAGGGUCAGACGCCCACCAGUGUAUGGACCAUUGCUGUUCGCCGAGCGUUCGCCGUGCGUAAUAUGGAAUAUGGACACAAUCCAGUGGGGCCGGACUUCUUUGGUCUGCGAAAAAACACCAUUGCAAAAAUGAUCCAGGAUCUACCUAAUGCAGAUAAAUGCCGCAACUAUGUUUGGCAAAUGUUCGAGAUAGGACGAAGUAAACAAGGGCGAGGUACCAAACGACCACAGGCCACUUUAGCGGACGAUGUCAUUCAUCAGCACCAGUUUGAACAAUCCGUUGCCCGCGGUCCUAUUGGCCGCAUUCGGUCGGUGAAGCUCAACACUUCCCCUGGCGAUGCUAACUCGACCCUAUACCCCACGCGAAGUGAUACCGAUAUUCAACAGGAAGACGACGAAGAGGAUGAGAUGGAUGAAGACGAAUAAGACCGAAUGAAAAAUAAAACCAAUAUAACCUCAAGAAUACUCACCCAUGUAAGAUAUGUAACCAGUAAAAAAGAAAAAAAAAAAUCCGCACACCC
Messenger RNA from Umbelopsis ramanniana AG, 2362 nucleotides. RefSeq lists its product as uncharacterized. The transcript is spliced from 8 exons. Lineage: Eukaryota; Fungi; Mucoromycota; Umbelopsidomycetes; Umbelopsidales; Umbelopsidaceae. Gene Ontology annotation, biological process: regulation of cell cycle. The coding region runs from base 246 to 2267 and encodes 673 amino acids. Gene Ontology annotation, cellular component: nucleus. The record is from RefSeq and is a predicted model, not a curated record.